AUGAUCCUCAAGCUCGCGGACGGAAGAUUCAAUCUGCAGGAGCUCCGUUUAAAGCUCGAGGCCAAUCAAAUGGGAGUUGAUGAUAAUGGCGCAGAGCGGGUCUGUACUGUUGGUCGAAUCUCAAGUAAGAUUGCCAGAAUCCUGGAUGAUAACAAUAAAAUUCUGGAAACACGAGAGUCGAUGACCUCGACUGAUAGCAAAGAGAUUGGUGGCAGCACGUGUCUUGGGGCUUCAUGGUUGUUUUCCAGGAUUGUCGAUUGA
Messenger RNA from Penicillium psychrosexuale, 261 nucleotides. RefSeq lists its product as uncharacterized. The record is from RefSeq and is a predicted model, not a curated record. Lineage: Eukaryota; Fungi; Ascomycota; Eurotiomycetes; Eurotiales; Aspergillaceae. The transcript has a single exon. Bases 1 to 261 code for a protein of 86 amino acids.